GACAUACUUUGAUUUGAAUUCGUUUCAAAUCAACGGUUCGUACUUAAAAAAAAAUUCUAAUUUUAUUUAUGCACUAAUUAUUUAUGCACUGGAGGGCCUGUUUUGGCGAUUUAAGUCAGUGGCUGAGAAGAAAAAGAAAAUUACAGAUGAUGACAUAAUAGCACCGAUGUCAGAUGAAGUUUUCCAGCCUCAAGUUGUUUGGCUGGUUGGUGACGCACAGAUUACAUGUGGAAGUCUUGGGCUCUCUACAGCAACUGUUAAGCUUAUUGACAUUGACGGUCAAGAGCAUAUUGCUUGUUCUGUUGGAACAGGACCUGUUGAUGCAGCUUACAAGGCAGUGGACCUCAUCGUAAAGGUACCUAUAACACUCCUCGAAUACUCCAUGAAUGCAGUCACAGAAGGUAUAGAUGCCAUAGCUUCAACCAGAGUGUUAAUCCGUGGUGAGGAUGACCUUACUGUAACGAAUGGUUCAGCUGGACAUACUCCUCAUCGCACAUUUAGUGGAACUGGAGCGGAUAUGGACGUUGUUAUCUCCAGUGUCCGAGCCUAUAUUGGUGCAUUGAACAAAAUGAUGAGUUUCCAAAAGCUGGUCUCGAGAUACAACAAACGCGAAGAUAGUGUGGUGGUAUAGUUGGUGGUGUGUGAUAAAGGAAUAAACUCCUGCCUCCAUCAUCUCUUGUCAAUUGUACAGAAGUAGGGAGCCUAUCCAACAAAAAUACGACUUGCCCGGAAGAAGUGGCAAUGAUAAAUGAAAAAUAUGAGUCGUCGUGCAUUUUCAUUUUCUCCUGCAUUCUCUCCACUCUUCUGCAGGUUGAUGUGCAGCUUGUAGUUUAUUCUGAGACAAAGCUUCAAUGUCUUAAUGUGUGAAAGUCAAUUAAGCUUUGUGUUGUACCAAUUAAUCACAGAUACUUUAUGUGGUUUAGCUCUUGUGCUUAUGCAUUGCUAAGUUAAGAGCUUCUCUUUGAAGUUAAUUACAGAAAUUUCUGAGGUUCUCCUCUAAUCACGUAGUCUUUCUGAAUGGUUUUUAAAAUGUCAAAGAACUGUUUUAUUGUUAA
This is a messenger RNA of Lycium barbarum (goji berry), 1055 nucleotides long. RefSeq names its product 2-isopropylmalate synthase A-like. The record is from RefSeq and is a predicted model, not a curated record. Gene Ontology annotation, biological process: L-leucine biosynthetic process. Gene Ontology annotation, molecular function: 2-isopropylmalate synthase activity. The coding region runs from base 167 to 631 and encodes 154 amino acids. The transcript is spliced from 5 exons. NCBI's taxonomy places the organism in Eukaryota, Viridiplantae, Streptophyta, Magnoliopsida, Solanales, Solanaceae.